AUGUACCAUUACAACAGUCCGCACCCCGGGUGGUCUUCCUACGACUACAUGACCUCCCCGCCCACCUCGCCUCACUACGCCUUUUACGCCACUCAGUUUGCCAGCCCCUACGCCUCCCCGCGCGGUCCGUCGAAGCGUCAUAACCGCAAAGCCAGUUACGCUGGCACCAAGGAAACGGCAGGAUGGUACUCUGGGUAUGGACAGGGUGUCUAUGAAGCGAUGCCCGAGCAUGGCACGCCGCCGCGCAAACACGAUCCUGUAAGUGCUUCUUUUGGUGGCUAUCACCGUCGCCGUAGUACCAUGUCAGGUGCGCCCGCCGGUCCGUGGGAUGCCGCCGGUCCCCACCCAUCGCAGCCGUCGCACAAGCCCUCCAUCUACGUGGAGGUGGUCGACGAUGUAUUCGAUGACGCCCCCCGAUACGCCGUUCGCGAGGAACCCAGUCCUCCCCGUCGCAAACCGACGACGCCUCCGCGCAAGCCGAAGCCACCCACUGAUCAAUACUUUUACUAUAACCAGGCCCCUGCCCAUGAAGACGUUGAUUCCGCGAAGCGCUCGCGCGCGCGCCGCCAGUCCACCUCUACCCGGACCCCGUCGAAACCCAAGCCGGAACCUGCGGCCAAGCCUCCACCCAAGGCCACGGAAGAGGACGCUGCGCGUGCGGGAAUCCCUCCGGGUUAUUCGAUCAAGAACUGGGAUCCGACCGAAAUGCCCAUCAUCCUGCUGGGAAGUGUGUUUGAUGCCAACUCGCUCGGCAAGUGGAUCUACGACUGGACGGUGUUUCACCAUGGCGCGUCGACCCCGAUGGCGGAUGUGGCCGGAGAUUUGUGGUUGUUACUGAUCAAGCUGGCCGGUAAGGUGAAGCGAGCGGACGAGUGUGUGGACCGGAUCAAGCGCCGGGAUGCGCACGAAGUGGUGGAGGAUUUUCUGGAAAGUGGCGAACGGCUGUGGGCGCGAUUCAAGAAGCUGCUGAAAACGUGCGAACAGUUCAUGUGGAAGGCCGCUAAACGCGAAGGCGGCAAGACGGUGUCGAUGGGCCGCAAUGCCGGCUGCGAAUUUGUGGAGACGAUCUUUGGUCGCGACCGCGAGCUGGAAAGCACGGAGAAGUUGAUGAACAGCAUUCGACUGUGGAACAUGCGUUUUGACGCCAACUGCGAAGAGAUUCUUCGCCGCCCGUCCGCGGCGUAA
Molecule: messenger RNA, 1185 nt
Organism: Aspergillus ibericus CBS 121593
Lineage: Eukaryota; Fungi; Ascomycota; Eurotiomycetes; Eurotiales; Aspergillaceae
Exons: 1
Coding region: 1-1185 (394 amino acids)
Source: RefSeq, a predicted model, not a curated record